This is a messenger RNA of Hemibagrus wyckioides, 5004 nucleotides long. Its product is annotated as potassium voltage-gated channel subfamily A member 5. Gene Ontology annotation, biological process: protein homooligomerization; potassium ion transmembrane transport. NCBI's taxonomy places the organism in Eukaryota, Metazoa, Chordata, Actinopteri, Siluriformes, Bagridae. Gene Ontology annotation, molecular function: delayed rectifier potassium channel activity; protein binding. Gene Ontology annotation, cellular component: voltage-gated potassium channel complex; membrane. The record is from RefSeq and is a predicted model, not a curated record. Bases 307 to 1974 code for a protein of 555 amino acids. The transcript has 2 exons.
CAUUGUGAGGAUUCCCUCACCGCGCUGAACGAUGAGCGCUGUUUUCACGUCAGGAAUCAUCCUCGUUAUUUUGUCAUCCGGGUCUUCAACUCGCCUCUCGCGGCUUUAUUUACUUUCCAGUGACCACAGAGCUCGCGCUGGCGCUCCUUGCGCGCGCUCUUUAUCUGCCAGGUUAAAACAGCGUUAACAUUUUUUAAACUUCAGUGCGGAAUCAAAUUGAGAAAACAGUUCCUAAUAAGUGAAUCUGAUCGAAAUCUACAGGUCUUUUUUUUAAUGUUUUCCUGGUGAACAUUUCAUGGCUCCGGAAUGGAGAUAGCCUUGGUGAGUUUGGAGAACGGCGGCGCGAGAGGGAGCGCGAGCGAUGCCGGAGAAGGCUGUCGUAGCGCACGGGAGCAGCACUCGGCUUUAGGGCGAAUCGACGAGUGUGUCAAAGAGCUGAACCUGGAACCGAGCUCGUGGAGAAUGAACGACGUGAGCGACACGUUCAGCUGUGCCGAAAGCGCCGUGGAUGCGCUGCUGCGCGCCGACCGCGUCCCUCACCUCUUUGACGAGGACCUGUCGGACGUGGUGGACGUGGUGGACAACGUGGAGCAUGACGGGAGCAAUGAGCGCGUGCUCAUUAACAUCGCAGGUCUGAGGUACGAGACCCAGCUGGGCACCCUAAACCAGUUUCCUGACACCUUGUUAGGAGAUCCAGACAAGAGGAUCAAGUACUUUGACCCACUUCGAAACGAGUACUUCUUUGACCGAAACCGGCCGAGCUUUGAUGGGAUCCUGUACUUCUACCAGUCAGGUGGGAAAAUCCGGAGGCCUGUCAAUGUGUCCAUCGAUGUAUUUGCUGAUGAAAUACGGUUCUACCAGCUGGGCGAAGAGGCUAUGGAGCGCUUUCGUGAAGAUGAGGGCUUUAUAAAGGAAGAAGAGAAACCCCUACCACACAAUGAGUUUCAGAAACAGGUCUGGCUCAUUUUUGAGUACCCCGAAAGCUCAAGCCCUGCCCGUGGCAUCGCUAUUGUAUCUGUGAUUGUCAUCACCAUAUCCAUAAUCACUUUCUGCUUAGAGACAUUGCCUGAGUUCAGGGACGAGAGAGAGCUUCAAGCAGCAAGCAGGACAGCUGCCAACUCCACUUUACAAGCUCGCCCAUCACUCACAUUCUCCGACCCUUUUUUUGUUGUUGAGACCACCUGUGUGAUUUGGUUCACUUUUGAGCUUAUUGUGAGGUUCUUUGCCUGCCCCAGCAAGUCAGAGUUCUCCAAAACUGUCAUGAACAUCAUUGACAUCAUGUCCAUCAUGCCUUACUUCAUCACGGUAGGGACAGAGCUGGUGGAGCAGCAGCACGGUCCGGAGCAUGACAACGGACCACAGCAACAGCAGGCCAUGUCUCUGGCCAUCUUGCGAGUUAUUAGACUAGUGAGAGUGUUUCGCAUCUUCAAGCUUUCACGCCACUCCAAAGGUCUCCAGAUCUUGGGGCAGACUCUGAAGGCCAGCAUGCGAGAGCUAGGCCUCCUCAUCUUCUUCCUAUUUAUUGGUGUAAUCCUUUUCUCAAGUGCGGUGUUCUUUGCCGAGGCUGAUGAGCCUGAGUCCCAUUUCUCCAGCAUCCCAGAUGCCUUCUGGUGGGCUGUGGUUACAAUGACCACCGUGGGAUAUGGUGACAUGAGGCCUGUAACAGUUGGAGGCAAAAUUGUAGGCUCACUAUGCGCCAUCGCUGGUGUGUUGACCAUAGCAUUGCCUGUGCCUGUGAUCGUAUCCAACUUCAACUACUUCUACCACAGAGAGACUGACCAGGAGCAAGCUGCUCUUAAGGAUGAUCCCUCCAGUGAUGUCCAUGGAUGCAACAGAUCACCUCCGAAUUCCACAGGAGACAUAGAAAGUCAGGACACACCCGUGGGGAAGGCCAACAUUAAAGCAAACAGCAGCACAGACAUUAAAGAUUCCCUCUAUGCUUUUUGCUUAGACACAAGGGAAACAGACUUGUAGAGUAAGUUUGCAUUAUAACCAUAAGUCACCAAGACAGCAAGGUGUCUUGAUACCUUUAAAUUGAAUUUUAUCAGUAUAGAUCAUCAAAAUGCUUAAGACGCUGUAUGUCUUAUAGACUGGUGUAAGUCUUUGCACACCUGAAAUGAUUUUGUUGCCGCAAUCCUUUUUCAGUAGACCCCCAACAGAGCUACUUUUUUCUAUAAAACCAAGCUGGAUACAACGAAUACUUAACACUUAACACUUCAGGUGUCAGUUCAACACAAUCUAAACUGAAGAAAAUUUAUUUUCUGAAAUGUAUUGUGUUAAAUGUACCAUGUCAGGCUCAUGGCUGCUGAUAUGGUUGUUUCAAAUGCAAAAGAAAUCAUGGAGCUCCAGUAGUGCAUGGAAGCACAUAAAUCACUUGAAUAAAUUAUAGACACCUCCAAAACACAGCUUAGUAUUUUCUUUAACACAAGAUUCAUACUUUUAUGAUCACAACUGUUAAAAUAGAUCAAAUCCAUUAAAAUAGAAAGUGUAAGAGUGCUUCCCACCAACAUGGAAAGCUUGAGUUCAUAAGGAUAAGACUACUUUUUUCUGACCUGGACCUCAGAAUCAGGAUGGACAGAGAGGCAUACUGGGAAUAAAGAAUCCAAACCUGACAGUGAGAGCAUCAGGUUUGCUCAAUACAAAUCUUCAAGAGGAUCACCUCUAGACUGUCUUACAGAUAAAAGAUCCCAAGAUAAUGGAAGCAGUGAGGACAAUUUAGCCAUCCUAACUCUUCCCACCUAGUUAACAGUUAUUUAGACACCUGUGCCUUCGACCAAGCCCUGUUUUGUUUUUGUUUUUUUUGACACUCCCUUGACGUACGGAGCACACCCAACCCACCAUAUAGAGACAGAUCCUGCUGAUGACUCCAGUUCAACUUGCUCUCUACAAACUGGACGAGGAACAUCUAAGGUUGGAAUCUUACCUUUGGUGUGGAACUCAAAUCAGUGCAUAAUGGAGGUGAUCCCUCGCUGUGCAAUAUUCAUCACCAUUAUCACCUGGAAGUAGAUUAUGGACUGACUCUGCUCAGUCAAUUUAUUUUUGUAAUGCUGUUUACCUAAUUUCUAUUUUUCUAAAGGAAAAUUUCUCUCCCAGUAAUGGACCAAGAAACCCAAAGCACACUUAAAGAUAAACUGCUCAGUAUAAAGGCUUCAGCAACGAAAAUGCCCAGUUUCUUCAUCAGGGCAAAGAAAAUAGCGUUGUUUCUCCUAAGUGGGAUUUAUUUUAAUCUAGAUUUUUUUUCAGCCUUCAGUGUAUAACAGGAGGUUUAUGCUUUUUAUAGCGAGGCUAAUGUGAUUUAAUGAAGUGGAUAUCAAUUUGCUGUUGAUGUGUGGCCAAUAGCUUUUUUCCAUUCCUAACAUUUUUAAAAAAAAAUGAAUCUCCUGCAUUUCGAGCCAUUUUUCUUCAAUAUUUUUAAAAUGGACUAUUGGAAACCAAAACAGAGACCUGAUAUUAAGGGGAUAUGGCUGAAAUCAACACUAAGGAAUUGUAACAUCUAUGCCUAGAAUGACAAGCUCAUUUUAGAUACUUUGAUAUGAUAAACAUCUAUAGUGUGCUACCUUCAUUAUAUUCAACAAUCAAGUGUUGCUUCAUUAUACCCCAGUGCCGCUCUGUUCUGUGUACCACUAUUUGUCUUUACAUCACAAGCGUGUUAUAUCUGUUUUACCAGAAUUACCAUGGGUAUGUUGUUAGUCAUUGGAUUAUAAAACUAGACACUGGGGGUUUCAGAUUUUUCUGAAUAUAUUUUCCUAAUAAUGCUCCUGCUCUUAAGAGUACGUUUACCUCUGACCUCCAACAUCCUGAAAAACAAGCAGCGAAAUUGUCCUUCAUUUAAUUUAAACUCCACCCCUUUAACUGUUGCAGUGUUUUGUCAGUAUUUUUCGGAAAAUCAAAAGACAUGAAUAAAGAAAACAAUUGUUGGUGUAUUUUACUAUCGAUACAAUAAUGGAACAUAAUGAGACAUUAACAGUGAUAAUGUGGAGAAAACUCAAAUCAGUGUACAAUGUACAAAUCAACUUAUGCUGACAAUAUUUUUUUAAUUGUGAAACCCACACCAUAUUAAUGAUCCAUUGAUCUAUAUACUCAAAAAUGCUCCCAUUUUUAUUACAUUAAGCUGCUGAGUUUUGUUCAUCAGAAAAUGAAAUGCUGGACUAACUGGAAAAAACAACCAGCAAAUAGCUUUUGGUCCCAUUUCUUGCAGGAAACACUCAACACUCAUGUAAAUUGAUGUGAGAAAAAAAUGUAUUAAAAAUAGUAAAAUUACUGAGUCAAAUAAUGUUUGCCUCAGGUCUAUUAAGUCAGUACAUAUGCAGUAAAAUAUGAUACAAUCACUGAUAUAAAUAUACAGUACAUAAGAUUCAAAUUUUUGCAUUUACCAAAUAUAAUAAAUAUAUCACAUAAACCAGAUAGAUGUAAAAUAUCCUAUAACCUAGUAAACUCAUUGUGCAAAUUAAAAUCUGUUUGGCUCAAGUGUGUGGAGACUCAAGUUAUUAAGUAUAGUCUUAUGAACAUAAAUGUGCGGCUCUACUUCCUUUACCUCUAGAACUAGUAGAGUUUCCAGUGUGCUCGCUUCCUAGCCAGUUUCUAAUAGCAAAGGUGUCAUAUAUAUAUAUAUAUAUAUAUAUAUAUAUAUAUAUAUAUAUAUAUAUAGCCUGUAUAAAAUGCUCUAAAUCACACUUCCCAUGCUCCUUAUGCUGAAGCGCAGAAGCAAUUGAUUGAAGAUGAUAAGAAAUACUCAAAAAUCCAUUGAAAAAAAGAUUGCAUUAAAUUGUUAUGUAAAAUCUGCCCGUUCAAGACGAGCGCAUUGACUUGCACCUUAGGUGAUGGCAAUUUAGUAUUGAUUUAUCAAUAUUCGUCACUGACUCAGAAAGCAGACAUGUGGCCUGUUGUUUGUGUAGGUGUGCAGCAUAGUGGUCCUGCAAAUGCAUUAAUAAUGCCAACUCUGAGGUGGGAAAUGUGCCUCGCAGUCUACGGACAUGCCUACUGAGCAACCUCCCCCAUGCUGCA